UCUGAGGCUUUAUUCUUAGCCAUGGAAUUGGCCAAAGUGUCAGACAUGACAAAGCUCCACCAAGCUGUGGCUGCGGGGGACUAUAAUUCAGUGAAAAAGAUUUUAAAGAAAGGUCUCUGUGACCCGAACUACAAGGAUGAAGACUGGAAUGACCGGACCCCACUUCACUGGGCUGCGAUCAAAGGGCAACUGGAGGUGAUACAUCUCCUGAUAGAACAUGGAGCCAGGCCCUGUCUAGUCACUGACGUAGGCUGGACUCCAGCUCAUUUUGCAGCCGAGUCUGGUCAUUUGGAAGUGCUCAAAACUCUACAUGCCUUGCACACCGCCAUCGAUGCCGCAGACUUCUUUGGUGACACACCCAAGAGGAUUGCACAGAUCUAUGGACAGAAAUCUUGUGUGGCAUUCCUGGAGAAGGCGGAGGCUGAGUGCAGAGACCACCGUUGCAUGGCUCAACAGCAGGGACUGCCGCUAGAUCAGCGGGAUGAAAACUGGGACGCCAAGAAAAGGGAGCUGGAGCUAUCGCUUCCUUCCUCAAGUCAAAGCACUAAUAAGAAAACGAGUAACAAGAGUCAAGGUCCUGGCAGGUUCAGUAAUCAUAAAGUGAGGAGACUGUGA
Chrysochloris asiatica (Cape golden mole) is the source of this 615-nucleotide messenger RNA. It is a transcript of the gene ANKRD66, whose product is annotated as ankyrin repeat domain 66. The record is from RefSeq and is a predicted model, not a curated record. The transcript is spliced from 4 exons. Lineage: Eukaryota; Metazoa; Chordata; Mammalia; Afrosoricida; Chrysochloridae. The annotation marks the transcript as partial. Gene Ontology annotation, molecular function: protein binding.